AUGUACCGAGAGAAGUACCCGCGAGCUUAUAGUGCCGAAGACGCGUUGAAACAUUUGUUUCGCAACAAGGAAGCGAUGGAAGUGGAGAAGAUUAUUGGAAUGAUUUCGUAUGCCCGUAAAAAUAAGAUGGUUAAGGGACAGCUGCGCAAACUACACCAUGCAGUCGUGGCGAGUGAACAAAAUGUUGAUACGAAGAGUCAGUUCUGCAGGUAUUUAGAGGAUUGGUUCCAGAGCUUAUUUCACGCCCGUUUAAGCGAGCGUCGUAAUGAGUAA
Messenger RNA from Peronospora matthiolae, 273 nucleotides. The record is from the annotation of a GenBank genome assembly. NCBI's taxonomy places the organism in Eukaryota, Oomycota, Peronosporomycetes, Peronosporales, Peronosporaceae.